GCCCCAGGAGGUAGGCCUCAGCGCCAGCAUGAGCUGAAAUUCAGACAACAAUACGAUGUGUUGACAGUCGGCGAAUCUUCUUCUGGAAGCGAAGCAUGGCUUGAAUUCGCAUGCCUUGGUCAUAGCGCAAUCACUCCCCCCUCGAGUUUGCGGGAUAUUGGUUCUCGACCUACAUCUCAAGCAGUCGGGGAAUGCAAAGGCAGAAUUCAUCGAGUUGUUUCUCCACGAGCUGGACAUCUUGGAGUUGUAUCGGCUACUUUCAUCCUGCAAAGAAACACGAACUCACCACGGGACUUACUAGUACUUAGAGUGCACUGUGAUGAACUGAAUCCACUUAUGUUUUUCGUCGUUCUCGAAUUUUACAGCAUUACCGUGCCCGCAUCUCCUUGUUUUGCUCGACACCCUUUCUUUUCACCACGACGUGGCAUCAGUUGUAGGUCCAUCGCGCCGUCACCAUCUGAGUUUCAAUCGCUUCUCAUAGGUAGGAGAGACGUUUUGCUUGCCAGAGGCUACUCUACUUCCUUCUUGGAUCUUUUGGAUGACCUUGCGGUUGCAAUCAGUAUUGAGGGUAUCACAAUCCGAGAUCCCACGAGUUCGGAUCCGAAGUGGCACAGUUGGUAUGAUG
Messenger RNA from Ambispora gerdemannii, 625 nucleotides. The record is from the annotation of a GenBank genome assembly. NCBI's taxonomy places the organism in Eukaryota, Fungi, Glomeromycota, Glomeromycetes, Archaeosporales, Ambisporaceae.